Messenger RNA from Aspergillus pseudonomiae, 897 nucleotides. Its product is annotated as putative MFS monocarboxylate transporter. Gene Ontology annotation, molecular function: transmembrane transporter activity. The transcript has 2 exons. The record is from RefSeq and is a predicted model, not a curated record. Gene Ontology annotation, cellular component: fungal-type vacuole membrane. The coding region runs from base 1 to 897 and encodes 298 amino acids. Lineage: Eukaryota; Fungi; Ascomycota; Eurotiomycetes; Eurotiales; Aspergillaceae.
AUGUCGCACCAGCAGAGUGACACCAUGGAAAAGCCCGGGCCAAUCAAAGAGGUCAAUUCGCAUACCCCCGAGCAGAACACAGCCUAUACUAUGCCGCCGAAUGGUGGUCUCCGGGCCUGGUUGCAGGUGGCAGGAUCUUUUUUCCUCUUCUUCAACUCGUGGUACCGAUCUCAUGUUGUCCCCACUGCGUUGCAGAACGCUCUACUAACAUACAACCGCCCUCGCCGGGUCCGGAAGCAGUCUGGGCGGCGUCCUCUAUCCCAUCGUUUUUCGUCAACUCCAGCCUCGCAUCGGAUUUGGAUGGUCUACGAGAGUCCUCGGACUUAUAGCUCUUGCAACAAAGACCCCAUACGCUCUUUCCUGCUUGGCCAUGUUCUUUGGCUACAUUGGCUUUUUCAACCCAUCUUCUACAUUGAAGCCUAUGCCAUCCAGAAGCACGCUAUGGCAGAACCACUCGCCUUCUAUCUAGUCUCCAUCCUCAAUGCUGCUUCCGUUCCAGGGAGAAUUAUUCCGGGACUUCUGGCCCGUCAUCUUGGUCAUUUGAGCAUCCUCCUGGGGAGUGCCAUUAUCAGUGGGCUUUUGUCGCUGUGCUGGAUCGCUAUUUCGGACUCGGGUGGCUUGAUUGUAUUCGCCGUCUUAUAUGGGUUUUUCUCCGGCACUUUUGUUGCACUGCCCGCUGUUGCUUUGACCACCCUCACUCCGAAUCUUGAGACCUUGGGAACAAGAAUGGGCAUGUGUUCAGUGUUGUGUGGCUUGGGGUCCUUGUGCGGUUCGCCUGUUGCAGGGGCUAUUCUGGAUCAUACGGGAUUGUAUCUGGGCAUACAGCUGUACUCGGGGAUAAGUAUCGGGGCUACGGGUGUGCUGCUGCUCUUCGCAAGGCUGCUGAGGAAGAAUUGA